CACAAAACCUCACCAAUUCGUCCGUUCUUCGUCCGCAUUUCGUCCGUAUACAUCAUCACCACCUCUCACCAUCUCACCCAUCCAACCCAUUCAGUCCCCUUCAUAUUCACCUCUUCGGCCGAAUAACUCUCCUACAAACAUGUCCGAACCACCCGCCAAGCGCCGCAAAGUUCGAAAAGGAACACGAAGCUGCUGGGAAUGCCGCCGCCGUAAGAUAAAAUGCCAGUUCUCAAAGGAGGACGACCCAAUCUGCAUUGGCUGCACACAGCGCGAGACAAGCUGUAUAUCACAGGAAUAUGUCCCCACGCCGCCCGCCGCGCCCCAAGACAAGCGUCUUGCGCAGCGCCUCGGCCGUCUGGAGGAGCUGAUGGAGAAGCUAGUCGACAAGCCGCUGCCAUCGCCAGAAUCAGAAGAUCCCGCGCUGGAGCGGUUCACGCAGCAUACGGCUGAUGUGUUUGAGUCGUCGGUCGUGGAUAACGCGCAGCAGAUUCUGGACCAACCUGACGCUGCGAUCGUGACGCACAGGUUUCCUAGCAGGUCUGCAAAGGCGACGCAUGUUUCUGCGCAGCUGCACGCGCUUUUCCCGUCGCAGCAGAUCCUGUAUGCUAUUUCGCAGCAGAGCCCUGGGGCGCGCUUUGUCCUGGCCAUGUUUUACUCGCAGCAGGAUCAGAUUGAUGGGAAGCCUGAGCCUUUGUCGGCACUGGCGCAGAUACCACCUGUGACAAGCCAUCCCGCCAUUCUCGCCAAACGUCUUCUACAACUUGCCGUCUGUCUGCAGCAGAUGCCUCCGUAUUUCGAUGGGAGUACCCUCGGGUUGAGUAAAUCGCCCCGCGAGACGAUGGAGGAGUGGAUUGCCGUUACUGGACGACUAGUCACGUCAGACGAUGACUUUGUCGGGUGCUUAGAAGGUCUCGAGUGUCUGAUCCUCCAGAGUUUCUACCAAAGCGACGCAGGACAUUUGCGAAAAGCGUGGCUGACAGGCCGUCGCGCUCUAAACAUGGCGCAGCUCAUGGGCAUUGAUCGCAAGAGCGCCAAGUCAAUCAAAUCCGUAGACCCAUCAUUCAGCAACAAGCAUCGCCCUUCACCACCAGUCAUUUGGUUCCGCAUCAACUGCAACGACCGCUACGUCUCGCUCAUUCUCGGGCUGCCAAUUGGCUCUCGCGAUAACAGUUUCGCAGAGGACAAUGCUCUCGUGUCGGAUGCACCGAGCGACAAGCUUGGCAAAGUGUACGCCAUGAUGGCGGGCAAGAUCGCGGAUAGGAAUGAGCUCAAAGGCAGUGAGGCAUAUGUCCUCACGCAGUCCAUCGACAUGGAGCUUGAAAAGGCGUACAAGAUGAUGGAUGAUGGUCUGUGGUGGAAAUUACCCGACAUGGCGAUCUGCUGCGGUACAUCCGACGCGUCAGGCGACGGGAUGAGCGUGAUAAAGCUUCAAAUCCGACAUUUCUCGCUUCUAAUCCUUCUCCAUCUUCCCUAUCUUCUUCGCGAUCGCGGCCAACGACGAUACGAGUAUAACCGCGCAACAUGCAUGCAGGCAAGUCGCGACGUGCUCGACCGAUUCCUCGAGUACCGCAAUUGCUUUACAACAUCCAUAUCAGGCCGACACGUCGAUUACUCCGCCCUCGUGGCGGCCAUGACGCUCCUGCUAGGAUACCUCGGGUGGCGCUGGCCAGGCUACGAGACAGAAAAAGAGCACGACAGAGACCUGGCCGAAAAGACACAGGAAAGGAUGCAAGAAAUGGGCGCGCUAAACAACGACCGGCUCUGCAUCGAAGCGGCGGAAACAAUCCGGCAGCUUCUGCCCAUCGUGCAGAGACAAUCAGGCACGAGCGGAGAAAACGUCCAUCUCAACGUCCCGUUCCUGGGUACGGUGAACAUCAACCCCGGCCCGACGCCGCCCGCCUCCACAGCGAGCAUGAUGGCGUCCAACAGCACCACGCCCAGUGGCAACGUCGACAUGUCACAGUUCCCGCUGUCGUUCAACUCGCCAAGCUUUGGCUCCGAAAACUGCGACCUCUCCACAACGUGCGCCUUUGCGCCUGAUGUGUUGGACUCCAACUGGCCCUGCUUCACGGCCGACCCAGAGGAUUGGGCACUGCAGGGUGUGGACACUACGUACUGGACUAUGCUCAACAGCAGUAUAGCAUGAGGAUAAAGAUAUGUAUGAUUAUGAUAUUUAUACCCAAGACGAACCAAUAAAACACCAAACGAAUGCAUCCAAUACCAACGUGUAAAACAAAGGGACUAGGCUUGUCUAGCCAGGGUAUCUCCACCAGGUAACCUCCUCAACAAACGCCACAAAUGAGAUCAACUCCAGUUCCGGGUGCAUGUAGUUUGAGCGCAUAGGUAGUAUUCAGUCCUGUAAGCCUUCUACCAGGGCCUCACGGUCAACAUCAACGGUAGUGACCUGAGCGGGCGCGCCCUUUCGUUUCUGAGCAGCCCAGUAUUGAUGAAAGCCAGGAAUCGACCCGGGCUGGUUGAUACCCGGCGUCCGGUUAAUAUUCCUGUCCUUUUCCUUCUCCGCAGGUUUUGGAGGGGCAUUUUCACUACUGCCCGAAGCCCAAGGCCUCCAGCCAACCCAUUUUCCUAUUCCUCCUGCGGGGCUCCCUUGGGGGGUGUCCGAAGGAGCUGGCGACGCAGAUCUGUUUGACCCAGGCCUGUUAAGUGGGUUGGACACAGUUCUACUUGAGGGAAGACCAGCGAAAGUGUCUCGGAGGGCAGCGGUGCUUCGCUUGGCUGCACCUCUGUACAGUGUGGGCUGCGCUGUGACGCCCGUGACGACAGCUUCAGCGCCACCAAGUGGUCGAAGGGUGAGCUGGCUAGGCCGAGCCUUGAGCGUGUGAAUGUCAAGGCCGCCGGUAAGAGACAUGAUGGAUUCGUGAGAAAUAGCUCGAUGAAUCCUUGGACGCGGCAUGUAUUCGUCUCUAUUGUCCUCAGAGCUCUCGACGAUUGAGCUCUCGUCAAUUGACGGGGUGUUGCCGAGAUCGGGUGUCUCGGUUCGAGACAUGACCUCCUCGCCCUCAUUUUCAUCCUCCUCAUGUAUCACAUCAUCAUUAAAUUGACGCGAGUUUUGAGGCGGCGUGCCUGGAUCAAGCUGGAGGGAAGGUGCUUGAAGGCUGAAAGCCGAAAUGUCAGACGGGCCUUUACGGUGCGUCCGCCAGGUGGGCGACAUGGGGUCAAAGCUCGUAGCUGGCGACAUUGGAUAAUCGCUGUCGCCAAAAUUCGAGUCAAACAUCGAGUUUCGCAGAUUCGAUCGUGGUGAACUUGGUACGGACGAUGCGAUUUCAGAAGGUUGCUCUGAGAGCAUGGACCAUCUCUGUUUGGGCAUCGAAAUGACAGAGUUGGGUUCUUUGGUGUUAAUGGAAGCGAGGGCAGGCAGGGCAGGCCCCAAGCUCCAGCGAGCGGAAUUUCUUGGGGUUGAUGUGCCAGAACUUGUCGAGGCUGAAAAUAUACUAGAAUUCAAGCUCGCACGCUUCCGCCUCAUUUUUUGUUUGUCGGCCUUGGCUGAAACAUGAUAAUGGUGGUGGAUGUGGAGCUCUUGCGAAAUUCGAGGAGUCGUCGGCGGCUCAUAAGCCUCGAGUUCGUCUUUGAGAGUCAUACUGCUAUCGGCGAUUGGCUGGUGGGUGACAAGUUGUUCUCGCAGAGACUGAAUCUCAUCGUUCGAAUUGAGAAGCAUCUCCCGUAGCUCAGCCAUGCCAAGCUGUAGAUUGGCAUUGUCUUGAAGAAGAUCCCGAACGAAAUGAUUGACGACAGAAUUUCCUGGCUUGGGUUCCUGCAGUGUCUUUGAUGCAGCUGCACCUUUUAGACGACCGGCGGCUGUAUUGAGCUGCUUCUCAACUUGACGUUGACGCUCCAUUCGCCCAAUAACCUCGGCAUGUCUUUGUCGCUCCUCUCGAGCUUCCUCUUCCAUCCUCUCCAGCUGGUCCUGCAUAUCCAUGAUACCGCGUUGCGCCUCCUUGCAACGUUGUGCAUGUGUUCGAGCAUCUUCUUUCGUCGACCUCAAUUCGUGAUAGAGAUCGUCCUGUUCGAGUUCCAAGAGGGAAAUGUGCCUCUCAGCAUCUUCGGCUCGCAGGGCAGCAGACUCGAGUCUUCGGACGGCUUGUUGGGACGACAGCAGACUUGCUUCGAGUGCUUUGAUCUUUGUAUCGGAUUCGGAGACGGUGUUGUUGAGCUGUUCAAGCUGGUCGAGGAGAUUACGAUUCUCCUCAAUUUUCAGGGCAUUCUCAGCCUCUAAUUCCUGCUUGGCCAUUUCCAGACGCUCUAUCCUGGAGGAAAGAUCAAGACGGUCCCUCUCCGCGUCGGCCAUAUAUGCUUCAUGUCUAGCGAGUAGAGCCUACAAGGGAGACAGACAAGUCAGCAGUGUGAUGGGGCAUUGACGUGUCUAGCGGGGACUGGCAUGCGGGACAUGCGGGUGUUUAGGCGGUGGAAGAAUUGGCAGCUGUAUAAAAGCAGAGGAAUGCCCCAAAAUUGAGGACUGGUACCUGACUAACCUGACCAAGUUGUGCCGCGGUAUGGACAUCUUUUUCGACUGUUUCUAGAAUGGAGCAAUUUUUCUUGAGGAGAGCGCAGUCGAUUCGUCCGCAGCAGCAAGUCAUCUCAGAGAUAUGCGGCUCCGGCCCAAAAUCCGGCCUCUCCAUGAUGGGCGGAGCGAAAUCGGAGAUGGAGAGGCCUUUUGAAGCUUUGAUUAUUGUACAGAUAAUAGGGUAAAGAGUUGGCGAAGGGUAACGAAGGCGGCGGAAGACAAGGGAUCGGUCGGCAACAUGAUAAUACUGUAGAUCGAAGGAGAUAAGGAAUGAUUGAAGGGCGAGAUUAGAACAUGGUCCGUCGGCAGCUAAUGUUGGACUCGUGACGAGCCAGAGUCCAAGGCAAGAAGAUGAUGACCGUCUCGUCGGGUUCGAGUCGUUUUGAUGGGAACGGCUGGUGUUUACUGUUGAGCCAAACAAAGAGGGUCUUUGUUUGUGUAUAAUUGGCUGAGGUUGUAAUUGGUAUGUGGGCUCCCGCGCGAGUCUAAGUUGGGUAGGAGUGGAGUUUUGUUCCUGACUUAGCGAGAUCGCCGAAAGUUGAAGUUUUGGAGUAAACAAAGAAGUGAUGCAGAUAAAUAUGGACAGACUGCAGUGACGACUUGUUUGUAUUCGUAGGUGUUUGCACUGCGUGAAUAAACAAGGCAGAUGAGGCCUCAAAAGAGACCAACCUCAGCCACU
Fusarium verticillioides 7600 is the source of this 5198-nucleotide messenger RNA. RefSeq lists its product as hypothetical. The record is from RefSeq and is a predicted model, not a curated record. Gene Ontology annotation, biological process: regulation of DNA-templated transcription; DNA-templated transcription. The transcript is spliced from 2 exons. The coding region runs from base 140 to 2146 and encodes 668 amino acids. Lineage: Eukaryota; Fungi; Ascomycota; Sordariomycetes; Hypocreales; Nectriaceae. Gene Ontology annotation, molecular function: DNA-binding transcription factor activity, RNA polymerase II-specific; DNA binding; zinc ion binding.